Otolemur garnettii (small-eared galago) is the source of this 1651-nucleotide messenger RNA. RefSeq names its product lysophosphatidic acid receptor 2 (gene LPAR2). The transcript has 2 exons. Gene Ontology annotation, molecular function: lysophosphatidic acid receptor activity. The record is from RefSeq and is a predicted model, not a curated record. NCBI's taxonomy places the organism in Eukaryota, Metazoa, Chordata, Mammalia, Primates, Galagidae. The coding region runs from base 115 to 1161 and encodes 348 amino acids. Gene Ontology annotation, biological process: G protein-coupled receptor signaling pathway. Gene Ontology annotation, cellular component: membrane.
CCCCUUGCCCUUUCUGUUGUGACCCUCCCCUCUGGCUACUGCCCCCUCCUGUGUCUUUCCAAGCGCCAGUGCCACAUUCACUGACCUCUCCCUCUGUGCCCCCAGGUGGUCACUAUGGGCCAGUGCUACUACAACGAGACCAUUGGCUUCUUCUACAACAACAGUGGCAAGGAGCUAAGUUCUCACUGGCGGCCCAAAGAUGUGGUUGUGGUGGCCCUGGGGCUGACUGUCAGUGUGCUGGUGCUGCUGACCAACCUGCUGGUCAUAGCAGCCAUUGCCUCCAACCGUCGCUUCCACCAGCCCAUUUACUACCUGCUUGGCAACCUGGCUGCAGCUGACCUCUUUGCCGGCGUGGCCUACCUCUUCCUCAUGUUCCAUACAGGUCCACGCACAGCACGGCUCUCACUUGAGGGUUGGUUUGUGCGACAGGGCCUGCUGGACACAAGCCUCACGGCUUCAGUGGCCACACUGCUCGCCAUUGCUGUGGAGCGGCACCGCAGUGUGAUGGCUGUGCAGCUGCACAGCCGCUUGCCCCGUGGCCGUGUGGUCAUGCUCAUCGUGGGCGUGUGGAUGGCAGCACUGGGCCUCGGGCUACUGCCUGCCCAUUCCUGGCAUUGCCUCUGUGCCUUGGACCACUGUUCACGCAUGGCCCCCUUGCUCAGCCGCUCCUACCUAGCUGUCUGGGCACUGUCCAGCUUGCUUGUCUUCCUACUCAUGGUGGCCGUGUAUACCCGCAUUUUCUUCUAUGUGCGGCGGCGCGUGCAGCGCAUGGCAGACCACGUCAGCUGCCACCCUCGCUACCGCGAGACCACACUCAGCCUGGUCAAGACUGUUGUCAUCAUCCUGGGAGCCUUUGUGAUCUGCUGGACACCAGGCCAGGUGGUGCUGCUCCUGGAUGGUCUCGGCUGCAAAUCCUGCAAUGUCCUAGCUGUAGAGAAGUAUUUCCUACUGUUGGCUGAGGCCAAUUCACUGGUCAAUGCUGCAGUGUACUCAUGCCGAGAUGCUGAGAUGCGCCGCACUUUCCGCCGCCUCCUCUGCUGUGUGUGUCUCCGCCGGUCCACCCACAAGUCUGCCCGCUAUCCAUCUUCUACUCAGACAGGUGCCAGCACUCGCAUCAUGAUUCCUGAAAAUGGCCACUCUCUGAUGGACUCUACCCUUUAGCUACCUUGGACUUCAGCAGGAGGCAGCAAGCACCAGAUCUGCAGCCCCUGAUUCAGCCCAACCAGUGGAAUAGACUUAAAGGCAAACCCCUGGUCUGGAAUGGUACAACACUACUGCCAGCCCUCUCCAGGCACACAGCUAUAUCUAUCCAGAGCUCAGGGUUUUGGGGUUACCUCCAAGUACCUGGGAGAGUCAGAUGGGAUACAAGAAUCUGGCUCUCUAGUCAUCUCAGGUUUGGGGUUUUAUUCAUAGAUACUUUUUUAUUUUUAUGGCACGUCUCUGGUAAACCCUGUGGACUGAAUGGUUCCUCCAAUGUGAUGCUGUGUUAAGAGUAGGAGAGAUGAAAGCUAUUGUAGACCAUGCUGCCCAGUGUGACAGGAUAACAAGGACAUACUAUGGACACAUCAUCUUUUAAAAGGUGAUUCUUGGGCUGGGUGUGGUGGCUCACGCCUGUAAUCCUAGCACUCUGGGAGGCCUAGGCAGGUGGAUU